Molecule: messenger RNA, 5089 nt
Organism: Zophobas morio
Lineage: Eukaryota; Metazoa; Arthropoda; Insecta; Coleoptera; Tenebrionidae
Product: potassium voltage-gated channel subfamily H member 6-like
Exons: 14
Coding region: 1318-4263 (981 amino acids)
Biological process (GO): membrane repolarization during action potential; potassium ion transmembrane transport
Cellular component (GO): plasma membrane
Molecular function (GO): inward rectifier potassium channel activity
Source: RefSeq, a predicted model, not a curated record
AAAUGUUUUCGAAUUCUUUCGAAAACCUUACGAUUAUUUCUAACUUCCCAGAUUUGUUUUUCAAUUACUUUAAAAAUAAAACAUGGGGUACAUCAAUUUUCUUCAUUAAAAAACACGUUGUGCCCCCGGAACUUCUCAAAAAUAAAACACCAGGAACUCGAAAGUUUUUUUUUUUAACUUUUAAAACUGAAACACCAAAGACUAAAAUUCUUUCAAACUUAAAAAACCCUUAGAGGGUUUCAGAUCCAGCACCCUCAAUUUAAAUCAUUGGUCCCUCACUUUGACACAAUUACCUCUAUCCGAGCCCUAACAAUCCUUCACAGAACCGAGAUAAUCUCAAAACGGUGGUCAAUUUCUCGUCACACCCAUUAUCCUAAUCUGAAAUUAGCCUUCUGUUAAAUCUUCCAUUCGAUCCCUUCGCAAACAACCCACAAAGACUAUCAAACUCAGAAACGACAAAAACCCCAAACUCCUUCAAACUUUACAAUAAUUAUCUGUCUAAACUUGUUAGAGAAUUUAUCAGAUUUAAUAAAAAAUGCGGUUUCCUCUUAGUGUUUGCUAUGUAAAAUAAACCUUCUAUAACUAGUGUUCCAAUUCAAGUAAUUUUUGGCACGUCGCGUCUAUUGUACUUCCUUUUGUUAAAUUGUAACCUAUUCAUGCUUUAUAAUAUAAUUUUUGGUGUGAAUAGAAGUAGUUUCGUAUUUUCCGCGAUAAUUCGAAAACUGCCACCAAUCACUAAAACCUUCAUUGGUUAAUCGAUUCCUCUUUACCUGUUUACCAAAUAAUUUACUAUAGAAACCAAACGUCCAUUCUGUUACAUUACGCUUUAAAGAUGUGUCCAGUAAUAACGUCAUCAUCGUAAUAAAGGGGCUAUAAUAGGCGCAAAUAAUUACGAAACAGUUUUACCAAGUUAAACAAGUCGCUGACGUUGUCCUUUGUGACCUUUAUCAUCCCCCUAAAGCCAAAAACGAGAGUAGAAUGCCGCGCUUUAGACAGAAAUUAACUGUGUAAAGACCAGGGGCGAACAAGCCAACAACCCGCUUAGUUCAUUACCAGAACCAAACAAUUAACUCUGAAUAAAUAAAACUCUGUACAAGCAUAGAACACCAGUUUGUUCGCAAUCUAAACUAGUACCAGUGGGAGUCAUUCAAUACGCUUCUAAUAGUGAAAAUACUGUUCUUAGCUACAUCACCCUUUACAUUUCAACCCCUUCCACAGCCCCCUUCUUCCAGCUACAACACCUAAAAUGCCAGACUGUGCUCCCGCACACCACCUCUAAAACAUAUCAUCUACAAGCGUUCCACAAAACAUGUAACAAUGACCGACCACCUCUUGCAACCCACCGAGAUCCCCCUGAUAAUAACUUCGACGAACUCGAGCCCGGACGCCUCCCGGAAAAUCGAGUCCUGCAGUCGCAGGAAGAGCGUCGAUACGCGCAAACAGAGCACAAACGGCUCCGAUGCCAACAAAAACGGCGCCAAGAAUAGCAGGAAUCUGCCGGUGGGUGGGUCGUUCAAGUACGAAAUCGGAAGGAACCGAUCGGUGUCAAAUCUGAUCAAUUUGCCGGCGAAGUGGUCGAGCGUGAGGAUUAAAGGGACGGGGUUUAACGAGUCGAGGAAGAGCGUUGUUAAGAUCGAGGCGUGUAAUGGACUGCCGAUCGGGAAGAAGGACUACCAGAAUCUGCUGAGUCCCACGCAGAGCCAAGUCAAGAAGAAUAUAGGAAAUGUGCUGUCGCUGGGGGCGGACGUCCUGCCGGAGUACAAGCUGCAGAAUCCGAGGAUACACAACUGGACGAUCCUGCACUACUCCCCCUUCAAGGCCGUCUGGGACUGGAUCAUACUCAUUCUAGUGAUGUACACUGCGAUAUUCACGCCUUACGUCGCCGCUUUUUUACUCAACGAGCCGGACAACAACAGGAAGAACAAGAAGUACGGGGAGGACCCGAUUGUCAUCAUAGAUCUGAUAGUCGACGUCACCUUCAUCAUCGACAUCUUGAUCAACUUCAGGACCACCUACGUAAGUGGCAACGACGAGAUCGUCUCCGACCCGGUCCGGAUAGCAGUUCACUACUUAAAAGGAUGGUUCUUCAUCGACCUGGUGGCCGCUGUGCCUUUCGAUUUGCUGUUUUUCGGCAGCGACACGGACGAAUUGGGCUUGGAUAAAGACGAGACCACAACCCUGAUUGGACUACUUAAGACUGCUCGCCUCCUACGUUUAGUACGUGUAGCACGAAAAAUCGACAGAUACUCUGAAUAUGGCGCCGCCGUUCUGCUGCUACUCAUGGCCACCUUCGCGCUCAUCGCCCAUUGGCUGGCCUGUAUAUGGUACGCAAUCGGCAACGCCGAGAACCACUCGAAAAUCGGCUGGUUGGAGAUUCUGGCCAAUGACACUCACCAGUUCUAUGGCCCUAACAACACCGGAGGGCCGAGUAUAAAGAGCCGAUAUGUGACGGCGCUGUACUUCACGUUCACGUCACUGACCAGCGUGGGAUUCGGCAACGUCGCACCCAACACGGAUGCUGAGAAGAUUUUCACCAUCUGUGUUAUGUUGGCGGGAUCCCUAAUGUACGCCAGCAUCUUCGGCAACGUUUCGGCCAUCAUCCAGCGGCUGUACUCCGGCACCGCCCGGUACCACACGCAGAUGCUGCGCGUGCGGGAGUUCAUCCGCUUCCACCAGAUCCCCAACCCGCUGCGGCAGCGCCUCGAGGAAUACUUCCAGCACGCGUGGACCUUCACCAACGGCAUCGACAUGAACUCGGUGUUGAAGGGCUUCCCGGAGUGCCUCCAGGCCGACAUCUGCCUCCACCUCAACCGCAACCUCCUGCAGAACUGCAGCGUCUUCGACGGCGCCAGCCCGGGGUGCCUCCGGGCCUUCACGUUGAAGUUCAAGACGACGCACGCGCCGCCGGGGGACACCCUGGUGCACCGGGGGGACGUGCUGUCGUCGCUGUAUUUCAUAUCGAGGGGGUCGAUCGAGAUACUUCGUGACGAUAUUGUGAUGGCUAUUUUAGGUAAAUACGAUAUUUUCGGGGAGAAUCCCUGUUUACAUCCCACAUUGGGAAAGUCAAGCUGCAACGUUAGGGCUUUGACGUACUGUGAUUUACAUAAGAUACAUAGAGAUGAUCUCUUAGACGUGCUAGAACUGUAUCCGGAGUUUUAUAAUCAGUUCAUGAAUAAUUUAGAGAUUACGUUUAAUUUGAGAGAUGAUGAACAAGCCGGGGUUAUUCCCAGACGCUCGUUUUAUCCCAAAGGACCCAACAAGGAAAGCCGGUUUUUCCGAGGGGUUAACUCCAACGGGGUGUCUAGUAGGGGCAAUUCCAUGACGGGGAGGCAGGAUUCGCAGUACAGCGACGAGUCCGAGUCCGGGCAUGGCAUCCUGGAGUUCUCUACUGAGAAAGCGGGCCAAGACGUGACACCAAUAAACCUAGAUUUCGGCGAAGAAAAAAAGAGAUCGUCCACUCUGAAUUCCAUUACAGGCAUGCUAUCACAGCUCAAAAGAAGUAUACCAGACCUAAGGUUACACAAAACUCAUCAGCCACUAAUAGCGCAAUCGACGCCCCCUUCCAGCCACCGCAUCCGCACCAUCCGCCGCCAGUCGUCCGUGGGCACGUACCAGGAGUCCCACGCGCCGCCCCCGCAGCAGCCCCACAGCUCUGUCCCCAUCUCGAGCAGCACCAGCUACUACACGAACAGCCCCAGUCCGCCCCACCACGGCGACGCCGCCACCAUGGCGCAGACCCUCCACGCCGCCGCCGAACCCAACUUGCAACAUUCCACUUUAGAGACACAUUCUGACAAUUUCGUAGUGAGUAGGAGCCAGCUAGAGCACAUCAACACGAAACUGGAUCACCUGACGCGGAGGGUGCAGUCGCUGGAGCAGACGCUGGCGGCCGACGUCAAGGCGAUUCUGGGCCUGCUGCAGGGGCAGGGCGCGGAGGCGGCGGCGGCGGCGAGGCACGAGCUGCCCGAGUACGAAAACGUCAACCUAGACCCUGGUAGAAUUAGAUAUACGUUUCAGAGGUCGGUCAGCGAGCCGAAACCGAUAUCAAAGAGUCAACAGCAUUCCCAAGUACUUCAUAGAUUUGCAUCAUUCAACAAAGCUUUUGAUUUCGAUAAGUAUCAAGAUCCCUCGUGGACGGACGUGGUAGUCGCUAAAGAAAAAGAAAGCAAGGAAGACAAGUCGGCUCCGAUCGCCAAACUAGAGUCGCUAGACGAACUCGAUCUGGAGUCGCCGCAAGGCAGUCCGAAGAAACCCAAGAAGUAGCUUCGUCUUUUCGAUUUCUUUCCGUUCGAUCAUCCUUUUGACUAUAUUGCUUUCAGUACGUAAGCGGAAGGAAGCCAGAGACUGUCAAAAGAUACAAACAAACAGUGAGAUUAUGUAAUAAUUCGCUAAAAUAAGGACACACUCUGUAAGCGGGAGUUUUCCCCCGACUUUCCCCCUUCUCGAUAUUUCGUACUAGAUAGUUACAGUUAACUCCGUGUAAACAGUUCGCAUCUUAGCUUAUUCCCGGAAAAUCGGGGAAAGAUUCCCGCUCCCAGCAACCAAGUUUCAGGCUGGCGCUGCGUCAGAAAACGACAAUAACGUCCUUGGUUACGUUUUGCGCGAUCGGCGCCCUCUGGCGGCGGAAGUCGCGCUCCGCGUUGGCGACACCUGGCGGAACGUCGACUCGCCUUGUAGUUUUUUUACAUAUCGUUAUGAUUAGUCAUCGCAUAUCUGGAUGGAUUGCCUUGUCGAGCAAUGAGCCUUAUUUCGAGUAGCAAUUCUUAGUAGCAAUAAUUAGUUCGAAUAGGGUUUCUUUUGGGAGUUUCGUUUGUUGAACGACCGUGGCGCCAGUACCCGAACGAAAAUCCGUCUCAAAAAUUACGAUAAGGUUGAAUAAGAAAUAAACGACAAAUCUUUUUAAGGAGGAUAAAAAGAUUUUUAAAAUGAAAGACAAAUUUGAAAUAUUUCCCUAAUUGUUUGUUGACAUUAUUUGUUACGCUUGUUUUUUGGCAUCAAAUCGCUUUUAUGAAAUUUUGUAAGCACAAAUUAUAUGUUUAUACACAAUUUUAUCAUAUUUUUAAUAAUAUGUAACUAUGAAAUAAAAUAA